Ilyonectria robusta is the source of this 1881-nucleotide messenger RNA. Its product is annotated as family 16 glycosyl hydrolase. Gene Ontology annotation, biological process: fungal-type cell wall organization; carbohydrate metabolic process. The transcript is spliced from 2 exons. NCBI's taxonomy places the organism in Eukaryota, Fungi, Ascomycota, Sordariomycetes, Hypocreales, Nectriaceae. Gene Ontology annotation, molecular function: glycosyltransferase activity; hydrolase activity, hydrolyzing O-glycosyl compounds. Gene Ontology annotation, cellular component: fungal-type cell wall. The record is from RefSeq and is a predicted model, not a curated record. Bases 478 to 1587 code for a protein of 369 amino acids.
CGACUACCAGCCACUCCGGCCCCACCCGCAACGACAUCAUCUGGCCCCAAGCGUGACGCCGAGAUAUUCCCAACCUCCCAAGUUCGUAUUAACAGGCCAAUUGCCUGCGUUCAACACGUACGCGAUGCUCGAAAUUGGGGCCUGAUGUGUAUUCCCAGGAACCGGGAAACCCUGCCUUGGAAAUCGCGGCCCCGUUAUUGUGCUACCCGUCCCAUAUAUCGUGGCUUCCCACUGUCCCAUUGUUCGGCUCCUUGCAUCUUGCAUCCUGCAUCUUACAUCUCUUCCCGAAGUUCGAGUCAACCCUUUGUGUAACAUUGUCGAGUCCCCCGAGUCGUUCUCGAACCAACAUUGUCUCGGACACGUGCUUCACAAUUGCAAUUGUUGCAUACCUCGACAUCCCUUCUCUUUGAACCCGCCCCUCCCUGCGUCUGGUCACAUACCCGACUCUCUCCAUUCCAUACCCACAUAUCCUUCAUCAUGAGAUGGUCAUACACCUCAGCCCUCGCAGCCUCGGCAGCUCUGCUUGCCGACACCGUCUCAGCACAGACAUGGAGCACCUGCAACCCCUUGGAGAGCACUUCAUGCGAGCCUGACACAGCCCUCGGCAUGUCUGUCCACGUUGAUUUCACCCAAGGCGAGGUCAACUCAUUCGCCGCCUCCGGCUCCCCCACAUACGACGACAACGGCGUCUCCUUCACCGUCUCCCGGAGCGGCGAUGCCCCGCAACUCGCCUCCCUCUUCUACAUCAUGUUCGGCCGCGUUGAGAUCACCAUGAAGGCCGCUCCCGGUGCCGGCAUCGUCUCCUCUCUCGUCCUCCAGUCCGACGACCUUGACGAAAUCGACAUCGAGUGGCUGGGUGCUAGCCCCGACGAAAUACAGUCCAACUACUUUGGCAAAGGCCAGACUACGACGUACAACCGAGGCCAGUUCCAUGAUGUCACUGGCACGCAGUCGGAAUGGAUCACCUACACCGUCGAUUGGACCCAGGACCGGAUCAUCUGGAUGGCUGGUGGCACCGCCGUCAGGACUCUGAACUAUGCUGAUGCCGAGAACCAGUACCCGCAAACGCCUAUGCAGGUCAAGUUUGGUGCCUGGUCCGGAGGUGACUCCAGCAACGCUGCGGGAACCAUCAAGUGGGCAGAAGGUCCCACCGACUAUACCCACGGUCCCUUCACGAUGCAGGUUCAGAGCAUUCAGGUCACCGACUACUCGACGGGCAGCGAGUACAAGUACACCGACACCUCUGGUUCGUGGGAGUCCAUCGAAGCCGUCGGCGGCGCGGUCAACGGCAACGCGAACGGCGACUCUAUCACCGUGACCGCCACCGCUUCCGGAACCACUGCCACCGCCGAUGUCCCCGUCGGUAUUGCCGCGGACGACAGCACAGCAACGGUUACCCAGACCGGUUGGCCCUGGGUCGCGUCUGCUCGGCCUUCUACUGGCGCUAUUCCCAGCGGCUGGACCAUGAACUCUGAGGGCAAGAUUGUACCCAUCUCCGCCGGCGCUGCCCUCCGUGCCUCUUCUCCCCUGCUCCUACUUGCUCCUAUGCUGGCCGGCGUUAUGACUUUUGCCGUCAGACUCUUUUAAGGAAGAGGCUAGUCUGGCGAGCUAAGCAAGAGGGGGAACGACACAACAUUUAUGGAUUUGCAUGAGCAUGCAUGAUAUUAAGGAUUUUAAUGACCUUUGGGUUUGCUUUUAUAGAUACGUAUAGAACACUGCAUGGAUGGCGUAUGAUGAACAUCAUCGGGUAUAGAUAGACAUCAUGGAUUUAACAGCACGGCGUUACGGAUGGGAUGAAAAAUAGGCCAGCAAGGCUAACUAGAUUUGAUGUAUGAUUAUAUAUUUGCACAUAGUAACAAUGAAAGAUUGGAUGAAAGAAAA